Molecule: messenger RNA, 1191 nt
Organism: Lolium perenne
Lineage: Eukaryota; Viridiplantae; Streptophyta; Magnoliopsida; Poales; Poaceae
Molecular function (GO): protein binding
Source: RefSeq, a predicted model, not a curated record
AUGAGCCGCCGCCGCUGCUUCUCGCAGGCGCUGGCGCCACCGGCCCCGCUAGACAACAAUGACCUCCUCGAGGAGAUCCUCCUCCGCCUCCCUCCGGAGCCAUCGUCCCUCCCUCGAGCAUCCGCGGUGUGCAAGCCAUGGCGCGGCAUCGUCUCCGACCCCCAAUUCAUAAGCCGCUUUCGCAAGCACCACCGGAAGCCUCCGCUGCUGGGCUUCUUCGCAGGGCUCGUUGGUGCAACACGAUUUUUCACGCCCGUUCUGGAAUCGCCCAACCGCAUCCCUGCCGCCCGCUUCUUCCUGCCGCAGAGCCAGCACCCCCGUGACCAGUGGCGCUUCCUGGGCUGCCGCCACGGCCUCGCCAUCCUGGCCAAUGAAUACCAGCACGAGGUCAUUGUGUGGGAUCCUCUCACUGGCCAGCAGCACAACAUACCUUUCCCGCCGGGACUCCGCAACAAUAAAAGCGGACCUGUGUGGCGCUGCAACGCUGCGGUGCUUUGUGCAGACUCCAUGGAUGGGCAUGUGCAUGGUGAUUGCUUCUCGAGCCCGUUCAAAUUGGUGUUGGCGUGUGGCGGAUACAAGCAGAUUAACAGUUGCCUCUAUGACUCGGUCUCUCGUGCAUGGGGAGAUAUUGUCUCAAUGGUCACUGCUCAUGGGAUUCUACCCAUAAGGUCCAACGUCCUAAUUGGUAAUACAGUUUACUGGUUGCUUUCUGGAAAGGGCAUCCUGGCGUUUGAUACUGAAACCCAAACUCUUUGCGAGAUCGAGAAUCCGGUCGAUGCCCAUUGUAAUUGCUGCUGGUUCUGCCAGCCCUUACAGAUAGAUGGCGGCACUGGCCUUGGCCUCGCAGUUAUGUCAAAGCUAAGCAUCCAAUUAUGGGAGAGAAAAUCAAAUUGUUGUGGUGUUCUCGGGUGGGUGAUGAUGCAGAAAACCAUUCAACUGGAGGGGAUGUUUUCAUGGAGAAUGCCCAGGGACGACAAGUGGGUAUUUUUAGUGGGGUAUGAUGAGGACACAAAUGUGAUUGUUCUCUCUACAAUGAUUGGCAAUUUCGUUCUCCAACUAGAGUCGACGCAAAUCUGGAAGAUUUCUGAAAGAGAUGCAAAUAAGAACUAUUAUAUGGAAUUUUAUCCCUACACAAAUUUCUAUACUACAGGAAGGAAGGCUGAGUGGAAACGGAUGGACCUGAAACUUUGA